GUGGAAGCAAGACGACUGCCGCUUCUGCUGUUCUUACUCUUGGGUGCCGGCCUAUUUCGCUCUCCUUGGGAUCGAUGGCCUUAAAGUGUUUUCUUACCCUCGAACGCUGGAAAUUAUAGCAUUUUCUCCAAAGGGGCAAUUUUCUGUAGAAUUGGCUAUUUAAAUGGCAGCACAAGAUUGAAGAAAACACAUUUAACUGUGGAAAGGCCAUCGACAGUAGCUACUCCCUGUCUGCUCUUUCUGUCUUUGUGACAACCCUGAGGGCAGACGGGCAGACUGGCUUUGCUGUGACUCAGUGCCCUUUUAUACAGCUCAUGAAAUAGAAGUUGCUUUGAAAAGCAAAACUUUUUAGGUCAGAUCAAUCUUUCUGACUGAAGGGAAGAAAGGAAAGCCAUGGAAGUUGAGUUCUGUGUUUCCAACCGAAGAGGAACAUCCUCCUUCCCCCUGGUGGGAUUCUGCAAGAAACAGGAAGAUGAAUCUCACCAGCAAAUCCUCACGAGAUUGCAUUUGCCCUGUCUUCACUCUCCCUCUGCUUGAGACUUUAAGAUUUUCUGCGGUGCCCUUUCAAAUUGGAACCCACCUUAGUCCACUGAGGAUUUCUAAUGUCAGCAGUGACUCUGGAAGUUCAUCUCAUCCCAGCACACCAAUGGAUCAUGGCCACUGCCUCAAAAGGAAGUGUCUCUAAUUUUAGAUUGGAACCAGGAGGAUCUCUCAAGUUUGCUAUUUUAGCAACACAAGCCAAGAUUAUCAGCAUGCUUUUGCUGCUUCUAGCCUUGCCAUGCCCUUCCUCUGGCCGACAGACAGAUUCUGCUACUCACUUGAAUGUAGAUGGGAAAUGGUGAAAUAAAGGGAGAAAAGAACAACAGGAACAGAUUAACAUUUUAAACUACUCUAGCACGUUUGAAAGAUGUGAGAGUUGAAUUCAUGGGAGAAGUUCCACUGGGAAAAAGGUAUUGGUCCUGAAAAUGGGGUCUGUGCGAUGGCAGAGACUGUAUUGGACCGCGGUCCCCAGAAGGCUCUGAUGUCACCGUUGAGGUCAGAGAAUCCUGCGGUGGGCCUAGUGACCUUUGAACCCUAACAGCCCUGGGUUGUAGUGGGCACUGGACAGUGCUGUGCGUUCUCUAAAUGGUCUGAGGUCUUCAGACAUUUGGGAGACUCGACUAUUUUUAUUUGUACUGAAUCAUUUCAACGGAUUUCCUGAGAGCCACGAAGGGCCAACCUGUAGGGAAAAAGAGGAGCAAGACAUUAGAAGAGCAUCUUCUAAGGGACUCUUCUGGCUGGUGUUAUGAAACAGCGCCAAAAGAGGAAACAUCUAGAAAAUGAGGAGGCCCAGGAAACUGCUGAGAAGGGAGGAGAAAUCUCCAAGUCACAAGAAGAUGCCCCCCAGCUUAAAUCGACUGAAGUGGCCAAAGGCUGUGGCCCAGGGGUAGAGGAGGCAUCCUCUGCCUCCGAAUACUUCUCCUGUGUUUCUACUCCACGCAAACUCAUCCAUGGUGGAAUCCGGAGAUUACAUCGAGACAGUCCCCAGCCUAGAUCCCCCCCAGCCCAGGUUCAGGAACAAGGGGAGACUGCUCCCCUCUCACCACAUGUAUCCUUCUCGUCCCCUUCAUCCUAUAAGACCUGUGUGUCCUCUCUGUGUGUAAGCAAAGAGGGAAGGGGCCUGAAAAUAUACUACAUGCAGGUACGAAUGAAAAAGGGUGUGGCUGUCUCCUGGGACACAGAGCAAACCUCGGAGUCACUAGGAAAGCAGCCGAGGAUGGAAGAGGUGAACCUUCCUGAGGACGUGCGAGUAGGUACUCCCCCCUCUGAUGUAUCCACCAGAAACCUCCUGUCUGACAGUGAGCCCAGCGGGGAGGAGAAAGAGCAUGAAGAAAGAGCAGAGUCAGACAACCCACCAGGGUCCUCCACAGUUGAGGAGAGACCCAGGGCCAAGACACCUGACUGGCUGGUGACCGUGGAGACUGGCUUCAGGUGCAUGGCCUGCUGCCGGGUCUUCUCCACCUUGGAGAUCCUCCAGGAGCACGUACAGUUCGGGAUCAGGGAGGGUUUCAGCUGCCAUGUCUUCCAUCUCACCAUGGCUCAGCGGACAGGCAGUGUGGACUCAGAGAGUACCCAGGAGGAAGAGGAGGAGGAGAAUGAGGAGGAAGAGGAGGAGGAAGAAGAGAAGCAAGAAGAAAAGGAGAAGGAGGAGGAGCAGCCCGCGGCAGAAGACCCUGAUAUGAAGAGGCCCUGGAGCCAAUGUCCAGGCUUUGUGUUUCAUUCUCCAAAGGACAGGAACAACUGAGAUUCAUGGGCCAGAAGAUCCUGGAAGAUGGUGUGACCUUCUCUUGGGAAAGGUAAGGCCUGAGGUUGGCACAGUCUCCUAGGCCUACGUCAUCAAGGCCCCGAGGAGCCUAAGGGAAGGGGCUGCAGAGCUGCACUGGGUUGCCUGGUGGCUCUGCAGCUGCAUCAACUUGUAGGAGACCCAACGCUUCCAGGGAAUUGACUUCCAUGAUUUGCACGAGAAAGUGGUGAGUUUUGAUAGGAGUUCUCUCAGUGUGUCCACGAUCGACUUCACUCUAAGAGGAAAUAGUGCCAGCAGCCCUUCUCGGCAGAGAGAGCUCAGCACAACCUUGAGGACCAGGAGGGUCUGAAGAAAGGAUAGGGGCCUUUGCAGGGCCAGAGGUUUAAGGGCUGAGAGUCUUUGGCCUGAGCUGGGAUCUCACUGUGGCCCAUAUAGACCUCUGAGAGAAAGGGGAAUGUGGAGAGGAAGAUACAUGAAAAUGAGAUCUGGGAAUGGCCCAGAACCUUCAUUUUGCUGUAUUUGAUCUGGAAAUGGACUCAUUGUGGUGUGCGUGGUUCUGAGCUUUAAGACAAAGUGAAAGGAAACUGACUAGUAGAGCUCAUACUGCUUCUUGUCUCUUCCUGUGGCCUCAUUUGUUUUCUCACGUCCAGGGAGAAGAUAGGACCAUCGAGAUAGCAGCAGACAGAAUACCAGUGGUAUGAAGGAAGAUGAAGGGACCAGUACUCAGUCUAACAUAUAAACAU
Messenger RNA from Rhinolophus ferrumequinum (greater horseshoe bat), 3027 nucleotides. RefSeq names its product family with sequence similarity 170 member A (gene FAM170A). NCBI's taxonomy places the organism in Eukaryota, Metazoa, Chordata, Mammalia, Chiroptera, Rhinolophidae. Bases 1286 to 2284 code for a protein of 332 amino acids. The transcript is spliced from 7 exons. The record is from RefSeq and is a predicted model, not a curated record. Gene Ontology annotation, biological process: fertilization. Gene Ontology annotation, cellular component: nucleus.